Chlorocebus sabaeus (green monkey) is the source of this 618-nucleotide messenger RNA. It is a transcript of the gene DYNLRB2, whose product is annotated as dynein light chain roadblock-type 2. The record is from RefSeq and is a predicted model, not a curated record. Gene Ontology annotation, cellular component: cytoplasmic dynein complex. Gene Ontology annotation, biological process: microtubule-based movement. Lineage: Eukaryota; Metazoa; Chordata; Mammalia; Primates; Cercopithecidae.
CGGCCCCGAAGCUUCCGGGGGCCACUUCCUCCUUUGUCUCCUAGCUACGGCUGGUAGCGUUGUUGACAUCCCGGGAGUCUGUGCCGCCGGCCUGAGCCCAGAGUUUCGCGGCCUCCGCGAUGGCAGAGGUGGAAGAAACCUUAAAGAGGAUCCAGAGCCAUAAAGGGGUUAUUGGAACUAUGGUUGUAAAUGCAGAAGGUAUUCCCAUCCGAACAACCUUGGACAACUCAACGACUGUUCAAUAUGCAGGCCUUCUUCAUCACCUGACAAUGAAAGCCAAAAGCACAGUUCGUGAUAUUGAUCCUCAAAACGACCUGACUUUUCUUAGGAUCAGAUCAAAGAAACAUGAAAUCAUGGUAGCUCCAGAUAAAGAAUAUCUUCUGAUCGUCAUUCAGAAUCCAUGUGAAUAGACCUGCAAUGGCCAAGGCUGUCUAAGCGACACUGGGCUAGAAACACUUGGCUCUCUCAUGAUUAUUAAAAUUCUAUUUCAAUCUAACUGACCCUUCAACAUUCUUUUCUAUUUCUACAUCUAAACUGUUCUGCAUAUCUCAUUUAGUCCCUUUUGAUUAUAUUGUGAAGUUGUACUUUAGUGAUACAAUAAAUGAAUUCUGGUAUAUA